Messenger RNA from Triticum turgidum subsp. durum (durum wheat), 453 nucleotides. The record is from the annotation of a GenBank genome assembly. NCBI's taxonomy places the organism in Eukaryota, Viridiplantae, Streptophyta, Magnoliopsida, Poales, Poaceae.
AUGCGCUCCCUCCAUGUCUCCUCCUGCGCCUCCGGUGGCCAGACGCCUCUUCCACUCCGGCCGAUAUGUUUGAAGAAGGGGCUAGAGACAAACUGUCCAAUCUGUUGUGACUUCCUAUUCACAUCAAGCAAGGAAGUUAGAGCUGUUCUUUCUGGUCACUCCAUGCAUUCAACUUGCUUGCAGGCAUACACUUUCAGUCACUACACUUGCACUAUCUACGGCAAAUCCUUCUGGGAUAUGGCGAUAAAUGUUGGAUCAGCUGACCCUGUCAUUAUCUCAUUCCACCCCAACACCACGGUCAGACGGUGUGCAGCCACACCUGGUCACCAUCGAGUUUCAGGUAACCACGACAAGUCAACGAUCUUCCAUUGCCUUCCGCUCAAUUUUGUUUGGAUGGUGCGUGAUUCCUUCCAUCGAGUCUUCAAUAAACCAAAGAGUUACCAGAGUAGUUAA